Molecule: messenger RNA, 1066 nt
Organism: Caenorhabditis elegans
Lineage: Eukaryota; Metazoa; Nematoda; Chromadorea; Rhabditida; Rhabditidae
Gene: bath-46
Product: BTB domain-containing protein
Exons: 5
Coding region: 124-1050 (308 amino acids)
Source: RefSeq, marked reviewed
AAACUGAUAAGAAUACGCUGCCCGUAACUGUUUUCUUUGACUUUUUCGGAAAAUUUUAUUUUGAAACUGGUCACAUUUUUUGUUACAACUUCUACAAUUUAAAUAUUUUUAUUUAACUAUUAAAUGGGUCCGCCGCCAAAACUUCGAAACUUCGACCAUCAAAUGGAACCAUACUCAGAUGUGGUGCUGGUAGCUAGUCAGGAAUGGUUCCACGUUUCAAAAGCGAUCCUUUGCGAUCACUCCCCAUACUUCCGAUGUCUGCUCAGUAACUUUCCAAGAAUCGAUGAAAAGCCGGUUCAUCUGUUGAAGGGCGUAAAUCCUGCCGAUUUUCAAAAGUUCUUGGAGGUGCUCCAUGGGGAGCCGGCGAUUUUUGAAUGCACAAUCUACCAAAUCCUACUCCUAGCCGUCAAAUUUCAAACCUACACUGUCAUCAAAAAAUGCGAAAAAUUCCUGAUUCACACUUCAAUGGCAAAACUGGAAACAAAACUUGCUCUAGCUCAGAAGUAUGACCUAACAGAGCUUCAGACACAUUGCAACGAGGAGUUUCAGGCAGCUUUUCCUGUUCGGGAGCCAGAAAUUCAAAGAAAACCUGCGAUUUAUAGAAAUAAGUUCACUUUCAAGUACACAUUUGAAAAAUUUGAUGAAGAUUGCGUGGGUGGUUACAAUGUUCAGCUAGGUUUUUUAUGGUCCCUCAACAUCCACCGGAAAAACGACCAUCUCCGGAUAAGCCUCUGCUGCGAUAAACCUGAACCAACUCCGUACUGGGAAGUCCGCGCGGAUUUCCAACUAGUGCUCCCCGGACAAGAUGAAGCUCCAGUGACCAAAGGAUACUUCAGAAAUAUCGACGAAGAGCUCAAGUGCGAGGAGCUCGGGCGGGAAAUUGAAUGGGAAGAGAUAGCGGACAAGUACCCGGUUGAUGGAUAUUUGACGAUUGAGGCACGGGUUAAUGUGAUUUGGAUUAAGGAAGUUGAGAAGAAGCCUGAGAUAAAAGUGGAGAAAAAGUCGAAGUUGAUAACUGCGAUGAAAAAGCUAUUGACCGUUGGGAAAUAAAUUUUUUAUUCAAAAA